AUGAUCCGUUUAUCAUCCGUUCCGCUAACGUCCGUUUUUCACCAAAAUAUGUAAAAAAUACAAAUUCACCAAACUUUAAUAUGUAUGCAAUAUGCAUACAUAACAAUAACCUUUCACCCAGGUAGUGUUUUUAUUCCCAAGUCACAUGUUCCCAGCACAUGCUGCCCAGUUCCUGGACAUUAGAGCAAUUCCCUGUGUGUGAUUGUCCUCCUUAAUUAAUAAAAUGGCAAAGGAUGUUAGCCAAGAAGAGCUAAUACACCUGGUACAUGAUCGCCCUGCAAUAUGGGAUAAGAGAUGUGGAGACUAUAGCAACCGAUAUGUCUCUAACAACAAAUGGGAGGAAGUCUUUCAGGCGGUGACACCUAACUGGCAAACACUAAAACAAAAUGAAAAAUUAGAACGUGGAGAGAGUAUCGUCACCCGCUGGCGCUCAUUGAGAGACCGUUAUAGGAGAGAUUUGAAGGAGGAGACAAUGUCCCGCAGUGGAGCUGGAGCCUCCAAGUACAAAAAGGGUGCAUUUUUUGAAAUGCUGGAUUUCCUGCGUAACGUGAUGAGCCUAAGAAGUACAGCCACUAACAUCAGUGAAACGGAGGAGGAAACAGAUACUGAAUUUUCGCAGCCAGAUCCCAUGGGAGAAACAGGAGUCACAGAAAGUGAGGCAGCUGAAGAUGCCACUAGAGCUGCAAGACCGAUUCCACCAACCACAAGUGUGCCUAUUCGUUCAGUUGGUUCAACUGUGAGAAAGCGUCCACAAAAAAACAAAUUAGAUAACGCCAUGCUGAGCUUCAUGGAGGAGAUGAAAGCAAGAAGACCUGACUCCAACGAUCCUUUUUUGGACCCUAACAACGAGGACGCUUUAUUCCUAAGAAGCCAGUACCACCUGCUACAAAAAAUGAAUCCGGAUCGAAAACUUGAUAUGCGCCUGGCAAUUGGCCAGUAUAUCGGUACUUGUCUGAAGGCUUCUAUGUCAGGAGACCCUGUGCCCCAAGUUAUCUCCCCUUCCCAACGCCAAUUCUACCCCGAUCACCCACCACCAGCUCCCUACACUCACCGAUUCCAACCCAGCCCUAUACCCCAUCAUUACCGUGCCCCUGCCUCCACUGCCCAAAAUUUUCCAGUCCCACCCCAGGCACCCAACUAUGAUCCCUCUCCUUCCCAGGGGACUUCACGAUCUGAUUCCUCCCUUUUCCCCACCCCUUAUUAUCAAGAUCUAUAAUUUUAUUUUUUUUGGAAAUUUUUGAUACGAUACUUUAAUAAAUUGAUUUUUGCCCCUUUU
Rana temporaria (common frog) is the source of this 1276-nucleotide messenger RNA. RefSeq lists its product as uncharacterized. The coding region runs from base 224 to 1216 and encodes 330 amino acids. Gene Ontology annotation, cellular component: nucleus; transcription regulator complex. Lineage: Eukaryota; Metazoa; Chordata; Amphibia; Anura; Ranidae. Gene Ontology annotation, molecular function: DNA binding. Gene Ontology annotation, biological process: regulation of transcription by RNA polymerase II. The transcript is spliced from 4 exons. The record is from RefSeq and is a predicted model, not a curated record.